AUGGUAUUAACACAGCAGAGAUCCCAGUCGAUCGACGACAGUUUCCCCACCGCUCAACUCUUCCUCCUCGCAAUAUGUCGGGUCGCAGAACCAAUCGCCUUGACGUCCAUCUUCCCCUACUCGUGGGUGAUGGUCAAAGACUUCCACGUGGAUGAUGAGAAUGCCUCUUUCUACGCUGGUGUCUUGAUCUCGGCCUUCGCGCUCGCCGAAGCUCUCACCGGUAUGUUCUGGGGCGGUCUGUCGGAUCGCAUAGGUCGCAAGCCUGUCCUUCUCUGCGGUUGUAUCGGUACCAUGCUCUCUUUACUUUUGGUUGGGCUAGCACCAAACUUUUGGGUUGCGCUCCUUGGUCGUGCUCUGGGUGGUGCUCUGAAUGGUAAUAUCGGGGUUAUUCAAACUAUGGUGGGCGAGCUGGUUAAGCGGCCUGAGCAUGAACCUCGCGCGUACACUAUCAUGCCUUUUGUCUGGUCGAUCGGGUCGAUCAUUGGACCUGCUAUUGGCGGUUUACUCGCGAAGCCUGCUGAAUCCAAUCCAUCUCUGUUCCCAGUGGAUGGUCUCUUUGGAAAGUUCCCUUACCUCUUGCCGAACCUUGUCUGUUCGGUCCUGCUUCUCUUCAGUAUCAUUGGAAGUUGGCUGUUCUUACAGGAGACCCAUCCAGAUAUGCAGCCUAGCGAGGCUCAUGGCUACUUCGAUCACGCAACUGAACAACCUCUUCUUGUCACCUCUGGUGCAACUGCGAACGCCGCCGUGGAUCUUCGAGCGGAGUCUUAUGGAACUUUCAAUCAGGUUCACUUGCAUCAAGAUGAACAUUGGAAUGUACAAGCCGAUGGCUCUUCGCCAUCGUGGAAAACUUUGCCAAAGCCUAAAGCUUUCACUUGGCGAAUCAUCAUGCUUGUGUUGGCUUUGACCAUUUUCACCUAUCACUCUAUGACAUAUGACCAUCUAUUGCCCAUCUUCCUGCAGGACAAGACAGGAACAGGCUCACACACCUCGAUCUUUGAUAUUCCAGGCGGAGUUGGCCUUUCUACUCGGGCGGUUGGUUUCAUCAUGUCUACCGAUGGCAUCAUUGCGAUUGUUAUCCAGAGCGUCAUCUUUCCCGCAUUGGCACAUUACCUCGGGAUUUGGCGACUUUUCGUCAUUGUCACAAUCCUACACCCAAUCGCUUACUUUAUGGUUCCAUUUUUGGCUUUCUUGCCCAACCAAUUCCUCUAUGGUGGGAUCUAUACCUGCCUUAUCACUCGCAAUAUCCUGUCUAUCAUCGACUAUCCCGUGCUCUUGAUUCUCAUCAAGCAGGCUAGUCCUUCAGACUCGGUCAUGGGCAAGAUCAACGGUCUGGCCGCAUCCGCUGGAGCCGUUUCUCGCACUCUCGCACCUCCAAUUGCUGGAUUCCUCUACAGCACUGGUUCGAAGGUUGGCUGCACUGGUCUUGCAUGGUGGGGAAGUACUCUCGUUGCGUUGAUCGGAGCUUUGCAGUUGUGGUUCAUUCAGCGGAACUACCAUUCCUCGGCCACUAUUCAGCCUGCCGCUCCCUUCGAUUAUGUUGCUGUUCCAGAGCAGCCGCACAACGAUGUCGUCCAUAUUGUUGUUGACGAUGAUUCAUAUGAACGGGCUGCAGUAUCCCCAUGA
Molecule: messenger RNA, 1623 nt
Organism: Penicillium salamii
Lineage: Eukaryota; Fungi; Ascomycota; Eurotiomycetes; Eurotiales; Aspergillaceae
Source: the annotation of a GenBank genome assembly